AUGUUGGUUGGGAUCGCAGUAGGACAUGUACGGAUGUAUGAUAGUACACGAAAUGCCUUAAAGAUCAACAAGAAUACGAAGGUCAUCAUUCAAGGAUUCACAGGAAAACAAGGAACGUUUCAUGGAAAGCAGAUGAUAGAGUAUGGAACGAAAGUUGUAGGAGGAGUGAAUGUUAAGAAGGCCGGUGAAACACAUAUGGGUCUGCCUGUUUUCCGAGAUGUUAAAGAAGCUCGGGAAAAGACAGGCGCUGAUGCAUCAGUUAUUUACGUUCCUGCUCCUUUUGCGGCUGCCGCUAUUGACGAAGCUAUGGAUGCCGAAAUUCCACUUGUCGUAUGUAUAACUGAGGGUAUUCCGCAACAGGAUAUGGUUCGAGUGAAGAAUCGCCUUAUGAAACAGAAUAAGACCCGCCUCGUCGGUCCAAACUGUCCAGGAAUUAUUUCUGCAGAAGAAUGUAAAAUAGGAAUUAUGCCAGGUCAUAUCCACAAAAAGGGUAUCAUCGGGAUCGUGUCACGGUCUGGUACGCUCACAUAUGAAGCGGUGCAUCAGACGACGGUGGCUGGCCUCGGUCAAACGCUCUGCGUUGGAAUAGGAGGCGAUCCUUUCAAUGGAACUAACUUCAUAGAUUGUCUCAGCAUUUUCCUGGAAGACCCACAUACUAAAGGAAUAAUUUUGAUUGGAGAGAUUGGCGGUUCUGCAGAGGAAGAAGCCGCAAAGUUCCUGAAGGAGAAUAAUGUUGGUAAAAAAGCAAAGCCCGUGACAGCAUUCAUUGCUGGUUUGACCGCCCCACCCGGACGAAGGAUGGGGCACGCAGGCGCCAUCAUCAGCCAUGGAAAAGGUACUGCGACGGAAAAAAUCAAGGCGUUAAAGGAUGCGAACGUGCACGUAACAGACUCACCCUCAGAACUCGGAACGACCAUCGCUAGGGCUCUUUUAGACGAAGUUGCUCACCUGUAUGAAUAG
This is a messenger RNA of Haemonchus placei, 960 nucleotides long. The record is from the annotation of a GenBank genome assembly. Lineage: Eukaryota; Metazoa; Nematoda; Chromadorea; Rhabditida; Trichostrongylidae.